Molecule: messenger RNA, 2136 nt
Organism: Acanthopagrus latus (yellowfin seabream)
Lineage: Eukaryota; Metazoa; Chordata; Actinopteri; Spariformes; Sparidae
Gene: dusp12
Product: dual specificity phosphatase 12
Exons: 8
Coding region: 222-1121 (299 amino acids)
Biological process (GO): protein dephosphorylation
Cellular component (GO): nucleus
Molecular function (GO): protein tyrosine/serine/threonine phosphatase activity
Source: RefSeq, a predicted model, not a curated record
AACUAAAGAGUUCUCCUGUACGUUUCUGGCCGGACCGUACGAAAGACGAACCAAACAUCUCAAUACGACCAAACGAUGAGUUUUUAACUGAACUCCUUACUCUGUGUUGGUUCUGGUAUUUCGUUCUUCACUCAGUACAUUACAUGUGAAAAGCGGUUGGCCGCGGACACAGAUACCGCAGAGAUACAGAGACGAAGAGCUGAGCUCAGCUAACAGCAGUCAUGCUCCUGGUGGACCCUGGUCUGUACAUCGGCACUGCAGCUGACCUCAACGACAGCCAGGCACUGGCUGAUGCUGCUGUCACUCACAUCCUGUCUGUGGACUCUGUGGACCCCACCCCUCUGCUUCCUGCUGAUGGGAGCCUCCGCAGGAAGUGGAUCAACGUUCUGGAUGAGGUGACCUCUGAUCUCCUGAGUCACAUGGAUGACUGCUUCCUCUUCAUUCAGGAGGCUGUGGAUGGAGGUGGGGCCGCACUAGUUCACUGCCAGGCCGGUCGGAGUCGUAGUGCCACCAUUCUUACUGCUUAUCUAAUGAAGAAAUACCAGCUGGGCUUCACUGAAGCUUACAACAGGCUGAAGAGUGUCAAACAGGAUGUACAGGUUAACAGUGGUUUCGAGGAGCAGUUGUGUCUGUAUGAGGCCAUGAAGUGUGAAGUGGAUACCUCCAGUCCUCUGUACAAACAGUACAGGCUGACCAAGAUCACUGAGAAGUACCCUGAGUUGCAGCAUGUGCCCAGGGAGCUGUUUGCCGCCGACCCUGCCCACUCCAGCUCCUCUGAAGUGUCGUAUCGCUGCAGGAAGUGCAGACGAACUCUUUUCCGUGGCUCCAGUCUUCUCAGUCACCCAGUUGGAGAAGGAGCACAAGCCUUUGGUCACAAGAAGUCUAGUAACCUUACAGGAGACAUCCAGUGUACGUCUUACUUCAUUGAACCAGUACAGUGGAUGAAACAAGCUUUAGUUGGAGUGAUGGAUGGACAGCUGCUGUGUCCUAAAUGCAGCUCUAAGCUGGGCUCCUUUAGCUGGUGUGGUGAUCAGUGUUCGUGUGGUCGCUGGGUCACUCCCGCCUUCCAGCUACACCACAACAGAGUGGAUGAGAUCCGACAAAUAAGCAUACAGAAAUAACACACAUACAAACACACGCACUCAAUCAAUAUAAAGGUUUUUUGUCGGGUUACUAGCAAAUGACAAAAACAUUGACAGUUUCAUAGUAAGUUUCAGCUCAUUAUUCACCUGUCUGACUGCAAGAGACAAAAGAGACGGAUGUCCCCAGCAGUUUGGAGACCAAAACAGAAGGAAAAAUGUACUUACAUUAAUAUUUGAAUGAUUUGGACACAAAGAUAAUCCAAACCAAUGGUGAUGUUGCUUAGUAACCAAUGGAUGUGUAAAUAGGCAAGAUAUUCAAGUUCUACAACCUAAAAGAGGACGAUAUGUCUAAUAUGUGUCCGCUGCCCCCAAGUGGUCGUAAUGGUUAUCAGGCCAUUGCAGGUUGAAAGCAGCAUUGUUUUUUGUUGUGGUUGUUUUUGGCCACAUGGGGGCAGCAGAACAAACUGUGAGCACAACUCUGUCAUUUUACCUGUUUACACAUCCAGCAGUUAUAGAGCAACAUUAUCAUUCAUAUGGAGUCAUGCUUAAGUCACCUGAUUUUUUUAUUUCAUCUUGAGCUAAAAGAAGAGAAAAAGCGCCACUAAGUGGUCAACUCUCACAUGAAAAACAUUUGUUUAACCAUUGUUAAUGCAGGUAAUCAUUAAAUAUACGUUAAAAAAACAACAAACUAUUAAGCUUCCUGAACUAGAAAAUGCUUUUGUCUGUUUCCUGUCACUCUACAUUACGUAAUCUCUAGGUUUUGAACUGUUGGUCACACAAUGAGGCAAUCUGAAGACAUUUCUGGAUGGAUGCUAAUAUGUUGCUAAUGGAUGCUAAUAAGCAACAGCUCGCUUAGCUAUUGAUGUGACGCAACCAUCGAGAAGGAAUGAGAUAACCAUCCAACAAUCAGAAAAAGUUAAUUUUAUACCACAGCUAAUAUUACAGGACAAGGAGGAUCCACUUGACAAAAUCGGUUAUUUCAAUCUGAAUGACUGUUCUGUAGUCAUGCAAAUUAUGUAAAUAAAUGAAAGAUUAAAACACUUGUAUACAAAAA